AUGAGCGGCGGCGACGACGGGACAGACAAAAGCGCCUCGGAAUUCUCACAGCUCUCACAGCCCUCACAGGCCUCACAGCCCGCGGCUCCUCUCACUGUUGCCGAAACUGAAGCUGGCAAAAAAGAUGGCGCACGGGAUGGUGAUUUGAAAGGGAUAAUCGCCCCCAUGGACCUGACGCAUAUCGACUUGGAGCCGUUCAAGAAUUUGCGCAUCAACAUGGUUAGGGUUCCUCAGCCGGAUUGGGGCGAGGCAGGUACGUCAAGGUCUGUGGCGUCGCGAACAUCAGAUCCCCUACCCCUACCCAUGGAGGAAACUUUUGGUACCCUCGAGCGGCCGUACUCUGCGCCCACAUGUCUGCGCGUCGAUGUGCCGUAUUGUUUUCUCGACGGGGAUGAGGACCCUAUCGAAGCCAGACUGCGUCUGAAUCGAUUAUUUUUGGCACUUUUAGGCAGGGAAUUCCGCCACGAGGAGCGGGAAGCAGAUGUUGCCGAGAAGCAGAGGGAACUCUUGGAACACGGCGUCAUCUCCAGGGACUUUGCAGCGCAAGCUGCAAUGGAAGAGAAGGUCUUCGCAGGCAGCAGCAGCAGCAUCAUCAUCAUCGCCAUCAUCACCAUGUGGCCGUCGCCAACCUGCGACGGCUCCGACGACGCUUGCACCGCUCGCACCGCCCGCACCGCCCGAUCCCCCGAUCAGCUCGACUCGCAGGCCAUGAUUGCGCUGCUGCCCUUCGCGGCCGCCUUUGUCGUCGUCAACGCCGUCGUCGUGCGGCACGUGUUCCCCCGGCUCAGCCGCCGCGCCCACCGCGAGCACCGCGACGGCCAGGAUCGCCACCUCCACCACCUCCACAACCACCAUCACCACCACCACAUCCCGCGACAGGCGCGAUCCGAGCACGGCGUCGUGGGGAGCUGGAAGCGGCGCGGCGCCGCCUGGGCCUUUGGCGCCACCGUCUCGCUGGCCGUGACGCUGGGCCUGCUCAUCCUGGGCGAGAUCCUCGAGGUCGUCGACCCGGCGGCCAAGAACCUGGCGCUGCGCGUCACGGUCCCGUCGCUGCUGUUCCUCGUGGUCGGCCUGGUCCCCUGGCUGCAGUGCCGCGCCGUGCUCACCAGCGCCGGGUGGAGCUUCCACCGCACCUCCGGGGGGUCCGUCCCCAAGGCCGCCUGGUUCCUGCAGUUUGCGCUCUUUGGCGCCUGGCUCUUUGUCUUCUGGACCAUUGGCAACACCGUGCCGGGGGAGGCUGGGGGGGUGGCCGCCGCCGCCGCCGCCGCCGCCGCCGCCGACCGGGACCUGCAUGAGCGGGGGCCGACGAGCCGCCACCGCCACCGCCACCACCGUCUCGCGGAGACGCUGACGCGGGACUGCCUGGAGCGCGUGGGCGUGGUGGGCAUCUGCCUCAUGGCGCUGCUGGCCGGAUUCGCGUCCGUGUCGACGCCGUGGCAGGUCCUGGUCGAGGGCCCGGCCCGGAGAAGGCGGCCCGUCACCGAGGCCGACGUGGCGAGGAAGCAGACGGGGCUGGAGGCCGCCGGCGACAUGCUCGCCGCCAAGCGCCACCAGCUCCAGCAGCUGGAGCGCAAGGUGUCGUCGGACCACCAGGCGGCGUCGGCGUCGGCGUCGGCGGCGGCGGCGGCGGCCAAGACGUCGGGCGGGCUCGUCGGCAAGAUGAUGGGCACCUUUCGCGGCGUCGGCGGCGGCGGCGGCGGGGCGGCGGGCGACGAGGCCGAGAUGCGCGCGCUGCGCGUCGACAUUGCCGGCCUGGAAACCGUCGAGGCCAGCCUGGCGUCGGACCUGGCCCUGCUGCAGAGCCACCGCGCGGCCGCCGCCCGGGCCUCCACCGCCCGGGGCCGCGCGACGCUGCUGCCGUCCCUCGCCUUCGCCGCCUACUGCGUGUACCGCGUGGCCGCCACGGCCCUCGCCUCGGUCCGCCGCGUCCGCUCGCCCUCGUCGUCGUCGUCGUCGUCGUCGUCGUCAUCAUCAUCAUCAUCACCAUCAUCACCGUCAUCAUCGGCGGCCAGCUUCGCCAACGCCGACCCCGUCAACCGCUUCCUGGGGCUCGUCGCCCGCCACUGGGACCCCGCGCUCGACCAGCUGGCCUGGGCCCGCACCAUCAGCUUCGCCCUCAGCGGCGUCAUCCUGCUCGCCAGCGCCAACAGCGUCGUGCAGACGCUGCACCUCUUCGCCCGCUGGACCCCGGGCCUGCUGCGCCACGCCCAGGCCGGCCUGGCCCUGGCCCUGGCCGUCGGCCAGAUCACCGCCGCCUACGUCAUCGCCGCCUCGCUCCUGCUGCGCAGCCAGCUGCCCGCGCGGGCGGGCGGCGCCGUCGCCGGCGUCCUGCAGGGCGCCCUGAGCCCCGAGUUUGUCGACCGCUGGUUCGAGACGUGGUUCCUGCUGGGGAGCCUGCUGACGGGCGUGGGCAUCUGGCUGGGGCGCAAGCUGUCGCGGGGGUGCGACGACGGCUGGGACGACUACGGCGCCGAGGAGAUGGGCGCGAAGCGGCUGUGA
Molecule: messenger RNA, 2499 nt
Organism: Ustilaginoidea virens
Lineage: Eukaryota; Fungi; Ascomycota; Sordariomycetes; Hypocreales; Clavicipitaceae
Exons: 2
Coding region: 1-2499 (832 amino acids)
Cellular component (GO): membrane
Source: RefSeq, a predicted model, not a curated record